This is a messenger RNA of Gambusia affinis (western mosquitofish), 1814 nucleotides long. Its product is annotated as excitatory amino acid transporter 3-like. Gene Ontology annotation, biological process: L-glutamate transmembrane transport. Gene Ontology annotation, molecular function: glutamate:sodium symporter activity; L-glutamate transmembrane transporter activity; L-cysteine transmembrane transporter activity. Gene Ontology annotation, cellular component: plasma membrane. Bases 88 to 1554 code for a protein of 488 amino acids. The transcript is spliced from 13 exons. Lineage: Eukaryota; Metazoa; Chordata; Actinopteri; Cyprinodontiformes; Poeciliidae. The record is from RefSeq and is a predicted model, not a curated record.
GACAACUUUCAUCUAGUUACCUAGCAUUGGACACCAAAACAUUACCGUGAACGGCUGCGAUAGACUGGCGCAUGGGUCAGAGAAACGAUGAAAAAGAAAGAGAGCCUAAUUCAGGUGUUUUGCCUGUUCUCAAUUGCCUUAGGAUUAGGCAUUGGGUUUGUGCUGAGAUUUACAAAGGUCCACAAAAGUAGGAUUUUGAAAGAGUGGAUCCGAAUGCCAGGGAUCAUACUUCUGGGUAUGCUUCAGAUGUUUGCUCUCCCGCUCAUUGUGACAAGCGUGAUUGGAGGAAUAACUGGAUUAAACACCAAACUGUCCAAGAAAGUGGCCUUGGUCACAGGAGCCUACAUCACUGUCUCUACCCUUUAUGCUUCAUCUUAUGCAAUGUCUCUGGUGCACACACUAAAGCCUGGUGUGGGAACAAAGGUCGAAGCUGACGAAUCGGAUAUUUUCAUUCCCUUCUCUAUGCAUGUGGUCGUCAUGGAUCUCUUGAGGAACAUGUUUCCAGAGAGCUUCUAUCAGGCUUUCUUCGAGCAGUACAAGACUGAGAUUCUUUAUGUUACAAAAGAUCAAGCUGUAUCCCCCAGGCCAAGCAAUGACACUGAGAUACGACUGGUAGGCUCCUACGUUCCUGGAGCCAACAUUCUAGGACUGAUCAUCUGGUCUUUCACCAUCGGCAUCUUGAUAAACGGGGCGGGAGACCAGGCAAAAACCACUGUGAAUCUCAUUCAAUACCUCAACGAUGCCAUAAGAAUCAUAGUCCACUGGUUCAUGUGGUAUUUGCCAAUUGGAGUUUUGUUCCUGAUCACAGACAGCGUGUUGGGUGUGAAAGACUGGCGAAUUGCCCUUAAAAUCCUGAAGUUUGCAGGGGUGGUUUGUAUGGCACAUGGAUGCUACGCCUUUUGUAUUCUUCCCAUAGUUUAUGUAGUGAUAGUCAGACAGAACCCCUAUAAAGUCUACAAGAAAGUCGCCAAGGCUAUCAUAACUGCAUUUAUCAUCGCUUCCAGCACCGCCACUCUACCUAUUGCCUUUCAAUGCUGUGAAGAGAAUGCGAAGGUCAAUAAGAAACUCACCCGCCUCAUCUUGCCCAUCACCGUCAGCCUCAACAUGAACGGGACAGUAAUUUACGAAGUGAUCGCUUCCGUCUUUAUUACUCAGAUAAGUGACAUCAAGCUGGACAUCAGCCAGACAAUCGGCAUUUGCUUGACUAGUGCCAUUGUCACCUUUGGAACUGCAGGGAUCCCAGCAAAAGGAGCUGUGACCACUAUCAUGGUUCUGACAUCUGUUGGACUUCCUGCAAAGGAUGCUGUCAUUCUGCUGAUAUUUGAAUGGCUUCUAGACCAUAUAACUACCAUGGUGAAUAUGAUCUCAAACAUGCUGGGUCUGAUUGCCAUCAAUACUUUUUGGGAAAAAGAGCUGGAACUCAUGGAAGAAAGAGAAAGGACUGAUAAGGUUCGUUCCCCCAGUGAGCUACAGCUGGACUUAACCUGUUUGGAGCCUGAGGGCGAUGUCAUCCCGUCCAACGCCUCUGCAUCAGAAUCCAUUUUACAGAAGUGAAGGGAUCAUCUCAGCAGCAUAUUAACACCAACGAGCUAAAACCUCGGGACAGUCAUGUCACCAUUCUGGGGUGUCUGAACUGAUCAUUUCCCUGUUCGCUUAUAGUUAUUACUAGUAGGAUGGUGCCAUAUCAAUUUAUUCAUCUGUAUUCAUUUUUGAUUUUAUUUCAGUUUUUGCUACUUUUAAAUGUUAUAUUUAUAUGUUCCUAAUGCAUUUAUGUGAAAAUUUUUAAUAAUCAUAAACAUUGUUAUGUGAUUGAA